CAGGAAGAGGAACUGUCUGCGCUGCGGGUGCCUUGCUGUGCACCGCCGGGACAGAUCCUGCCUCUUUAUCUUUGCUGGGACAGAGCCAGCUUGCAAGAGACACAACUGUUCCCUGCUCUCUCGGGCGGCAGCUGGAUGAGCUCUGGAUGCAAGGAGGAAAGUUAACAGUGCAGCUUUAAGAUGAAGCCUCCACCUGGGCAAGGCAUAAGGCUGGCAUACCUUCUCCUGAAUUUGGCUUCCCUCUGCUUUCCCAUCCCACUCUGGAAGGACCGGGACUCCCUAAUGCAGGAGGAGAAAGCCCGUCAGACAGGUGGCAAUUUGGUGCUGAGUAGACAGGAACAGCAGCUCAGUACAAAGCUCUUAAACCUCAAGAAGGAAGAGGUUGCCACAGCCAUAACUACGGGACAGUUUCCUCCAACCAUGCACUUCUUUCGGGCAAAAGGCCUCAUUGAUCAGAGCACAGUGUUCAGCAUCUUAAAGCGCAUGCCAAAAGGUGCUGUCUUACACCUGCAUGACUAUGCCAUCCUGAGUGUGGACUGGCUAGUAUACAAUGCCACCUACCUCCCCAACUGCUACAUCUGCUUCACCCACAUGGGCACCGUUCGGUUUCGCUUUUCCAAGCCUCACCCUCCUCACCCAGUGCCAGCCCAGUGCUCCCAGUGGGUUUUGCUAGAGACUUACCGGAAACAGCUGCACAACGUGACUGAGUUUGAUAGCAGCUUGCUGAGAAACUUGACCCUGGUGACAGAUGCCCCUGAGCUGGCAUACCCUUCUCAGACUUUCAUUUGGAAAAGAUUUGAAGAAGUCUUUCUCAUUGCCUCUGGACUUAUCUGCUAUGCACCUGUGUUCAAGGCCUAUUUCUACCAGGGGCUGCUGGAGCUCUAUGAAGAUAACGUACAGUAUGUUGAGAUAAGAGCUCUCCUGCCUCCGGUGUAUGAACUGGAUGGCACCCGGCAUAACAAAUCAUGGUCCGUGGCAACCUAUCGGGAAGUGACUAGGCAAUUUGUGAAGGAGCACCCUGACUUUCUUGGAGCCAAGAUUAUAUUUACAGCACACAGGAAGCUGAAUGUUUCCCAGAUUAAAGAAGCCAUCGUCACUGCCAUGGCACUCAGAGCCCGCUUCCCAGACACCCUAGCAGGCUUCGACCUGGUUGGUAAUGAGGAUGAAGGUCACUCUUUAUGGGACCUGAAGGAUGCCCUGACCAUCCCGUAUUCUCUGGGGGUCAACUUGCCAUACUUUUUCCAUGCUGGGGAGACUGACUGGCAGGGCACCUCUGUAGACAAUAACGUGCUGGAUGCAUUGCUACUGAAUACCAGUCGGAUUGGCCAUGGACUUGCCCUCAUUAAACACCCAGUAGCCAAAAGUUUGUCUCUGAAGAGGGAUGUUCCUGUAGAAGUCUGUCCCAUCUCCAACCAGGUCCUGCUCUUGGUAGCUGACUUGCGGAGCCACCCCGCAGCCAGCCUCAUGGCUGAAGGGCACCCCAUUGUGAUCAGCCCUGAUGAUCCCGCUAUCUUUGGGGCAAAGGGCAUCUCCUAUGACUUCUACGAGGUGUUCAUGGCCAUCGGAGGGAUGAAUGCUGACCUGAGGACCUUAAAACAACUUGCACUCAACUCCAUAAAAUACAGUGCCAUGCUACCAGAUGAGAAAGCCAAGGCCAAAGAUGUCUGGCAGAAAAAAUGGGACCAAUUUGUGGCUGACCUCUCUGAUAGCUUUCUGAGGGAGCUUUAGAGGGGAGGAGACUCAUCUCAGAAGGCAUUUGGCAAGCCAGAGCAAGCCAGGCUUAUUGCUAAGAGGGAGACUGCUUCUUCCAUGUGACCUGAGCAGAUGAGUGAACCUCAAAGUCUCACCUGGCAAUGGGAAAUUCUGGUGAGCUAGUCUUAAUGCUAAGAAUGAGCUGCACUAUCCUUUGAAAGGCAUGGGCUGGAGGUAAAAGGGAACAGUGAGCACUUAUAGCAACAACAAAAGAACACCCCACUCAAAAUAGUCAAAACAAUUAAAAAUUGCCAGUGACCAAAUCCUGACAUCCUUAUUCAGGAAAAACAUGCUUUCUAAUUAGAGUUAGCGGGAGAUUGCCAACGUGAGGAUCUCUGAAUUUCGCCUUAUCAUUACAAAAUGCAGACCUUGUCCGGAAACAGCUAAGACAAACAUCCAACCAUUUGGGCCACUGACCUUCAGGAGAGCAAGGACUGAAAAUGACUCUUGUUAUGUUUAACCCUGGGCCUGCUGCCAAAAUAGCACUGCUAGGUCGAAGAACCAGUCAUAGGUCUGAUGUCUGCUAUUUCAGGACCUACCAUGGGUGGAAACAAGCUGAUGGAACUUGCUCCCAGAACAUUUAAGCCUGGUUGCACAGUGAUCAUAAAGCCAAAAAAUAGGUGCCUCAGUUGCCAACAGUUUUUUUUACUCCAAAAUCUUUUCCUGUCCCCUGGUCACAAUGGAAGCCAAAACACUUUUCAGCUGAGAAAGAACACCCUGGCUUCCCAGAUCCAGCUUAAUUAAAACUCUCCCCCUGCACUGGGACAUGUUAACACAGGCCUCUGCAUUUAUAGGAAACACCUUUUAAUUUCAGGGGGUUCCACCACCAGCCUUUGUCACCUAACUCAGAGUGCAAAUGUGGCCUUAUUCAGCCUGUCAGAGAGGUUUUCACCUUGGUGAAGAACUACUCUAACACUGUGGAUAUCCAUUGUGUGCACUUGGACCUUUGUAGUUUCCAGCUCUUUGGCAAAAAAGUACUGCAGCAACUACACAAUAAAUAGCGUCCGGACAAGCAGAUUCCCUUUUUUAACAUCAUCAAAAAAUCAGGAGAAGAAUUAGUUGCAGGGAGAUUAAAAAAAAGAAGUCUUAAUCAGGAUGCUAAGUAAAUUCAGCAAAAUCCUUCGGCACGCAUACCCCAAGGACGCGGCCAGGAUCAACCAGCAUCUCUCCCUGACUUCAGUACAAUUAUGCUGGUUUGCAUCAGCCAAGGGAGAAUUUACAAAAGUUCCUGCUGAAAGACAUCUCCCCCCCUCUAAGCUGCAGGCUUGCAAGGACUGUUGUUUCCUGAUCUGACCAGCUUGGGCAAAUUGGCUGUCUUUAUGUUUUCUGCUAAUUGUCUCAAGCUGCCUGGCUGUAGUGUUUAUUUCCACUGACCUUGGUUAAAACACCUUAACAGGAGGCAAAUAUACUUACUACAGGGGUGGAUCAAGCUGCGCAGCCCGUGCAUCCCAGGUUAAAUUGCCCACAUUUCACAGGCUGCAAGUUCAUCUCUAGUUAUCGCAGGGAAAAAAAUACAAAACCCACACUACAAACCCCACAACCAAAACCAAAUAAAACCACAACAAACCAAAGGUGUUGACAUUGCAGAAGCCAGCAAUGCAAACCACAGAAAGCAAAAAGCGAGAACCCAGUCACACACCUCACUAAUCAAGGGGGUUGAGUCCCCCACAUCCCCCUUUUCAGCCACAGCUGCCUCUACUCCAGCUCUCUCUGCCCACACACCCCACACCUUCCCCUGCAGCACCAGCAGCUGGUCUUUGCAGACUGGCCUUUCCUGGGCCUUGAUGCAGGUUUGGUCCUGGGAUGAGCUUUAUACUGGAGGAGGAGCCAGAGUAGAGGCACCUUUCUUCCUCCUCCAUGAAUGUUGCAUACAGAGCUCGGUCUAAAGUCCCCAGGGUAGGCAUUGGUCAGAUUAUAAAUGCUGACUUGGGAAAUGCCUUAUUUGUAACGCUGCUGAGGGAAACUGCUGUAAACAGGUAGAAUGGCUGCUAACCACUCACCAAAAGCCCAGUCCCUCUGAGCCCUCUGAUCUUUCAGCUUUGCUAUAUGUGGAUGGAGGAAGAUCUUUUAUUUGCCAUGAGUUGAUUCUCCCUUAAGUGAGACUCUUUGCUGCCAAGGUGAAGCUAAUCAUUACAGAACCAGUGUGGGAGGAGCUGCGUUCCUCAAUACAAGUUGACCCAUGUCCCUUCCUCUUCCGCUGCAGUGGAAAGGUUUCAGCUCUUCCUGCACAUGGUCUCUUGAGGGCUUGACCCACUGGUGGUCUUUCAGUUACCUGUAGUCCUCCGUCCUCAUUACCCACAUCAUCAGCAGGGCUAGACCUUCUGUUUGCCAAACGUUUGCUGGGACCAGUUUACCUGUUGUGUCCAGCUUGUUCCUGCCUUCCUAGGAGAAGCCUUUUGUGCACUCAGCCAUUUACCGACUUUGCAUCAGGAACUGUGACAUGAUGUGGCCCAGUGUCUGGAGCCACCAGUGAGUGAUGCUGCUUGGGAUUACAGCACAGAAAUCACUGGGGGUUUAAAACUGUACAGGUCUGAGGUGAUCUUCAGAUGAAGCCCUCAGAAAGGUGGGACUUGACCCUACAGGGCUCUGUUUGCAUUUGUGACUAGCCUAGUGACUCCAAUUCUGCUGAAGGUAUCCAUCUUAGGGUUGGUCAGACCGCCGAAACUCUCUCAUCCUGAUCGCAGGUGUUUAAAUGUGAACCUGAACUGCAUGGAGGUGCCUCACUCCAGCGGUGUAGCUUUCCCUGGGUCCCUCCUUGAACAGGGCAUUGCCGUGUGUGGUGACUGCAGCUUCCCAAGAGUCCUCUAGCACUAGAUGGGCUUUAACCAUUUUUAGGGCCUUAGAGGGUCAGAUGGGAGGAGGGCCAGCCUGCUUUACUGCUGGGGAUCAAUUCUUCCUUAGAGCGUGCCUUAGUUCAGAGAAAGGUGCAAACUGAGAAACUCAGCCUGCAUCCCCACCUCCCUAACUGCAGGUGUGCAAAAAAGGAGGGAUUCAGGUUGGACCACAGCAGUUAAGAAAGAUCAAUCCAUUCAGAUAUCCCCAAGGCUUUGGGCAACUUUGGCUAUGGGGCUUCAUUGAAACUCAGCUCUUAGCAUUCACAGUAACAUUUCAAGGAUUUUGUUGCCAGUCCAUUCCCUUACCCUCAGUACCUUGGCUCCCUGCUCACAUUUGUUGUGCAAAUGCAUCACAUGUAAUUCUUUCUUGCCCACCUCUUUCAGCACAUAGUAUAUAUUUCAAUCUUUAAACCUG
This is a messenger RNA of Aquila chrysaetos chrysaetos, 5001 nucleotides long. RefSeq names its product adenosine deaminase 2 (gene ADA2). The transcript is spliced from 10 exons. Gene Ontology annotation, molecular function: adenosine deaminase activity. NCBI's taxonomy places the organism in Eukaryota, Metazoa, Chordata, Aves, Accipitriformes, Accipitridae. The record is from RefSeq and is a predicted model, not a curated record. Gene Ontology annotation, biological process: adenosine catabolic process; inosine biosynthetic process. Bases 181 to 1728 code for a protein of 515 amino acids.